Messenger RNA from Momordica charantia (bitter melon), 2264 nucleotides. The record is from RefSeq and is a predicted model, not a curated record. Lineage: Eukaryota; Viridiplantae; Streptophyta; Magnoliopsida; Cucurbitales; Cucurbitaceae.
AUGUCUCUUCUGUUUUCCUCUUCCCUCCAUCUCUCACCUUCGUCAACUCCGGCUGCAACUUCCAUCCGUUACCGUCUUAUUCCUCCCCGCACCGCCGCCUUCUCAUCGUCUCCGCCGGCCGGCGGUCUCUUCUCCGUUUCCGGAACUUCUCAGUCUCCUUUCCCGGACGACCACAUUCUCCGUGGACCUCUUUACUGCUCCUCCUCCUCAUCUAUGUCGCUCGAGGAAUCUACUUCAGCUCACCAGUUGGAAGAUAGCUUGUUGUACUCGAGAGCUUUUUGGAUUAGCAAAUAUAGUAUAGCGUGGAAUGUGGAAGUUGGAAGCGGUUCGUGUUAUCUAUUCGCCAGUAAAAUGGCAACUCUGCGUGUUGAAGAUGGCUACGAUGUGAAAAUUAAGCUGGAAAAAGACCAUGGCCCACUUCCAGAAAAUGUGGUCAAAAAGUUCCCUCAUAUUCAAAACUACAGCCCUUUCACAGUCCCUCAUGCAUCGGAUGUUGAAACACUUCUCAAAUGUCAACUGGCAGUAGCCAAUUUCAACUCCUAUGGUCAAUGCAACAAUAUUACUUGCUUGCAGCUACCUGGUGUUCUUGAUGACUUGUUCUCAUAUGAAGGUCCGCUAGGUGCAGUUUACUUGAAGGAGGCUGUAUCACUUUACCUUUGGGCUCCAACUGCCCAAGCUGUACAGGCUCAAAUUUACAGGGACCCGGUGGGUGGAAUGCCAUUUGAAGUUAUCCAGCUUGAGGAGUUUGAUGGCGUUUGGAGAACUAAAGGGCCAAAAAGUUGGGAAGGCUGUUAUUAUGAAUAUGAAGUAACAGUCUACCAUCCUAGCACCUUACGAGUUGAAAAGUGCUUUACUAGUGAUCCUUAUGCCAGAGGGAUCUCAUCAGAUGCAAGGCGGACAUUGUUUGUUGAUCUUGGCUCUGAUGAUCUAAAACCUGAGGGAUGGGAUAAAUUGGCGGACGAGAAACCCCCCCUGCAUUCUUUUUCUGACAUUAGUAUUUAUGAGUUGCAUAUAAGGGAUUUUAGUAUAAAUGAUCAAAGUGUGCAUCCUGAUCUACGUGGUGGUUAUAUGGCCUUCACUUUGCAGGAUUCUGCUGGUAUCACUCAUUUAAAAAAGCUAUCAAGUGCUGGUAUUAGUCAUGUUCAUCUACUGCCAACCUUCCAAUUUGCUGGUGUUGACGAUGACAAGACAAAGUGGAAGUCUCUUGGUAAGUGUAUAUAUUUGAUUGGCCUCUUGAGUCUCUUUUCCUUGAAUCCAAUAUAUUCAAUUUGUCUUACUUUGCAGCCGAACGAUCAUGACCAUGGUACGGACGAAGUUGCGGAAUUCAUGCUUGCUGUGUCAAGGGAUCAUAUUCAGGUUGGGAUGGCUGCCAAUUUGAGGGACUAUGUUCUGACCAAUUUUGAAGGAAAUGAGGUGAAGGGAUCAGAAGUACUAACUCAUGAUGGAUCCCCAGUGGCAUAUGCUUCUUGCCCCACCGAAACUGUGAAUUAUGUUUCUGCUCAUGAUAACGAAACCCUAUUUGACAUUGUCAGUUUAAAGACUCCAAGGAACAUUACAGUGAAUGACAGAUGCAGGAUUAAUCAUUUGGCAACCAGUAUAAUAGCACUAUCGCAGGGAAUACCAUUGUUCCACUGUGGUGAUGAAUUACUACGCUCGAAAUCAAUGGAUCGUGAUUCAUACAACUCUGGUGAUUGGUUCAACAGGCUCGACUUCACAUACAUGACAAAUAAUUGGGGAGUUGGUCUUCCUCCAAAAGAGAAGAAUGAAAAUAAUUGGCCCCUAAUAAAACCAAGACUGGCCAAUCCCUCCUUCAAGCCAAGCAAAAGUCACAUUCUUACUGCUGUGGAAAAUUUCACAAAUCUGUUACAAAUCAGAUACUCUUCACCCCUUUUCCGUUUGAAGACAGCUAAUGCUAUCCAGGAACGGGUCCGUUUCCACAACACAGGUGCGUCGCUUAUACCUGGAGUCAUAGUGAUGAGUAUUGAAGACGGGCACAAAGGCAUUCCAGGAUUAAGUCAGCUGGAUCCCAUUUACUCGUACAUUGUUGUCGUGGUUAAUGCACGUCCAACUGAGAUUUCAUUUCCUUGCCCUGCUUUGCGGGCAAGAACUCUUCAAUUACAUCCCAUUCAGGUGAUGUCAACCGAUCCAAUUGUAAAAAAUUCAACGUACGAGCCAUCCACGGGAUGCUUCAUGGUGCCCUCAAGGACGACAUCAGUAUUUGUGGAGCCUCGGAUGCAUGAGUAGCCUCUCAUUCUCUGAAAUGG